Molecule: messenger RNA, 637 nt
Organism: Lycium ferocissimum
Lineage: Eukaryota; Viridiplantae; Streptophyta; Magnoliopsida; Solanales; Solanaceae
Exons: 3
Coding region: 173-505 (110 amino acids)
Source: RefSeq, a predicted model, not a curated record
AAAAAAAGACUAGCUCCGUGAACUCCCAAAGCAAUAUACACUAUAGUCUACAGUAUUUAAGAGUCACAAGUCACAACAACAUGUUCAUCUCAAGUAGUAAUUAUUUUGUGAUGGGCAGUGGCCUACUGUUAGUAUUUUUGCAUGCCUUUGUUGAAUUUUUAUCCAUUUAUUCAUGGCUAACUUUUGCUGCCCCAUUGAGAUGGAGCCUAAGACAUUGAACCAAGGUCAACUCAACCUUGCCCGAGAAGUUGCUGUUGACAUAGUGCAGAAUACAGAAUCGGACGAAGCAUCAAAUCUAUUUCUAGAGGGAGGAAAGCAAGUUGUUCAAAUAAAGGAGGCGCUAAUGCUAAUUGAGGAAGCAGAAGCACUGCAAGAAGAUUGCAUUGGGCAAGUAGUGAAAACAAACGCGGUGAUAGAGGCAUCGUGCCAAUGCGCGUGCCCAUCGGCGAUAAUAGACUCGCCUAAUCAAUCUAAGCUUAAGGAACCACUCUCAGCUCCCUUUUGAGCGUAACGCUUCACUGUUACCAAAUAAAGAUGCAACAUUUUAGUUUGACGCAUCAGCUUCUGCUUGUUUAUUGACCAGUGUAACGCUAGCUUUAUGAUUCCUCGGCAUUCAAAUGUUCAUAGUAUUUCGACA